AUGGCUGACAUGAAGGAAUCACUGGACGAACUCAAACUUGGAGAUGGAACUACAGCUCCCGUAGUAGCUACAACACCUUCGCUACGUGGUUUCAAGGUUCGUUCGUUCGUCAGGACUUCUUCCUGGUUAGCCUACAAAAUCCAGUUCGAGGCUGUCACGAAGGCGAAUGGCUGGAAUAAAAGUCAGGCUAUGACUGCUCUCACACUAGGCUUGCGCGACCAGGCUUUAACAGUUCUGGAAGCUCUCGGUGAGGAAGUGACUUAUGAGCAGCUCCUUGAGGCAUUGGAGGCGAGAUAUGGCGACGCUCACCUGGAACACGUCUUUCGUACGCAGCUCAAAGAUCGCGUGCAGCGCAUCAACGAAAACCUGCAGCAGUGGGCUCUAGAGGUAGAGAAGCUGGUGCGAAAAGCAUACUGCUCUGUAUCUGCGCUCAUUGAAGGGAACCUGGUGCAGACAUUCAUCAAUGGCAUCCGCGACCUGGAAGUCAGAGCUGCUGUGAGGCUCGGGCACCACGAGAUGCUUAAGGACGCCUUGGACCGUGCACUGGAGGUGCAAGCCGUGCGGCAGGAUCAUCGUUCCAAUCGCGUCAGGGAGGUUGCAGCAGCUACAGUUCGCGACCGUAAUAAUGGAUACAGCCCUAGGUGCUAUGGCUGUAGGGAAAGGGGCCAACUUCGAUCCAGCUGCCCUAAGCGAACCCUAGAAAGGGAAGGUGAAUGA
Molecule: messenger RNA, 717 nt
Organism: Parnassius apollo (apollo)
Lineage: Eukaryota; Metazoa; Arthropoda; Insecta; Lepidoptera; Papilionidae
Source: the annotation of a GenBank genome assembly